Messenger RNA from Candidula unifasciata, 1209 nucleotides. NCBI's taxonomy places the organism in Eukaryota, Metazoa, Mollusca, Gastropoda, Stylommatophora, Geomitridae. The record is from the annotation of a GenBank genome assembly.
AUGCCUGUCUUGUCACCACUGUCAUUUAUUAUUGCAUUAAAUUCUUCUGAUCCAGUACAGUGUGUUGUAGUUUAUUCAAGCCGGACAUUGAACAAACGAUCUUCAGCUAGAAAUCGACAUCGAGUGCGGUUGAUCUUUUACCCUCGAAACUUCAGCAAGAGACCUUUCGACGAGCUCGCCAGUGGUCUAGUGGGCAAGCGAUCGGAAGAUCUGGGCAGCGAGCUCAUUGGGAAACGUCCCUUUGAUGAACUAAGCAGGGGGCUUGUUGGAAAACGUCCGUUUGAUGAACUAGGCAACGGGCUUGUUGGAAAGCGUCCUUUUGAUGAAUUGGGCAAUGGGCUUGUUGGAAAGCGUCCAUUUGAUGAACUAAGCAGGGGGCUUGUUGGGAAACGUCCGUUUGAUGAACUGGGCAAUGGGCUUGUUGGAAAACGUCCUUUUGAUGAACUGGGCAAUGGGCUUGUUGGAAAACGUCCUUUUGAUGAACUGGGCAAUGGGCUUGUUGGAAAACGUCCGUUUGAUGAACUAAGCAGGGGGCUUGUUGGAAAACGUCCAUUUGAUGAACUAGGAAAUGGGCUUGUUGGAAAACGUCCGUUUGAUGAACUAAACAGGGGGCUUGUUGGAAAACGUCCAUUUGAUGAACUAGGAAAUGGGCUUGUUGGAAAACGUCCGUUUGACGAACUAAGCAGUGGGCUUGUUGGAAAACGUCCAUUUGAUGAACUAAGCAGGGGGCUUGUUGGAAAACGUCCAUUUGAUGAACUAGGAAGUGGGCUUGUAGGAAAACGCCCAUUUGAUGAGCUAGGCAAUGGGCUUGUUGGAAAACGCCCUUUUGAUGAGCUGGGAAAUGGGCUUGUAGGAAAACGACCAUUUGAUGAGCUGGGAAAUGGGCUUGUUGGAAAACGCCCAUUUGAUGAGUUAGGCAAUGGGUUUGGUGUAAAACGAGCAUAUAAUAAAUAUGCCAGUGGUUUUUCUGGGAAGCCGCCGUUGUCACAACAGAUGGGAACAAACUUUGAAGAUGAGAAUGAUUUUGACCUUGUGCUCGAUUCACACAGGACGCAAGCAGGCGUCAGCAAGAUACCGUUGGACGAACUGGCUAAGGGACUCAGAAAUCGACCUUGGUUCCACAACAGAGAAGAGGGGCAGAAUUUGUUACUACCAGCCGAGCUGGAGUCAAUGUUACUAAAGCCAAGGUCACAUCGAUCAACCAUGUAA